AUGUCAUCCGAGCAGCUCAUCCGCGUAACCGUCCUAGCAAACCGCAACCCCAAGCUCUCCGAAUCCGAAUUCAACCACCACUGGGCGCACAAACACGGCCCUCUCAUAACAUCCUGGCUCCAACGCCACGGUGUCGUGAAAUACGUCCAGUACCACACCACCUCCGCGCACAAAGCCCUGCUCAGCCAGCCUACGCUCUCGUAUGAUGGCAUGGCGGACUUUUGGGUGAGGAGGUAUGAGGACUUUGAGGAGGCGUAUAGGGAUCCGUUUUACCUUGAUGUUGUGAAGAAGGACGAGGAGUAUUUGUUUGAUGUGGAGAGUUUGGUAGUUACGGCGGGCGUGGAGGUGUGUGUUAUUGAGCAGGGGAAGGCCGUUCAAGCGCUGGGGGAAUGA
Messenger RNA from Dothidotthia symphoricarpi CBS 119687, 393 nucleotides. RefSeq lists its product as uncharacterized. The coding region runs from base 1 to 393 and encodes 130 amino acids. The transcript is spliced from 2 exons. Lineage: Eukaryota; Fungi; Ascomycota; Dothideomycetes; Pleosporales; Dothidotthiaceae. Gene Ontology annotation, molecular function: oxidoreductase activity. The record is from RefSeq and is a predicted model, not a curated record.